GGUUAUGUAUAUUUGAAUUUUAACUUCAAUUUUUCUUAUAAAAAGUGAUAAAUUCGAUGAAAGACCAUUUUCAUAAUUAGUGAUGGAUAUUUCAAACAAAUAUUGUGUCUACGUGGGAACCACACGUGGAGUUUUGCAACAAACUUUUUGCAAACCCGAUGAGAAACCGAAAUACUUCUUCCCGGAGCAACAAUCUGAGAUAACUGCUCUCGAAUGGGGUAGAUCUGAGGAUGAAAUAAUCAUCGGUUAUAAAAAUGAGCAUGUCUGUCUUUACAACACAAAUGAAUGCAAAUAUACGAAGAUCAUAAGCAAACUGGAGGGUGAGGGCUCAAUCGUGGGUCUUUUCCCGUUAAACAAGUCAAUAGUGAUUGCAAAACAUGACGGCGUAAUUACUAUAUGGAGUGGCAAAAAAUCUGAUUAUUUUUCAAUCAAUUUGGAGGAAAAGGGAACUCUUGACGCGUUUCUCCAUAACAAGAGUCGCGAGGAGGUCGUAGCAACGGGGGGUGAAUGCAACGAUUUUAAAUUGUGGCAUCUUGAGACUAAGCAGUGUUUAUUUAAGGCUAAAUCUUUGGGUCAUGAUGAAUUAAACUUACCAAUUCCGACAUCAAUUAGAGGCAUUACUUAUUUUCCAGAAUGCGAAAAAUUGAACGCUUGUGCAACUAAAGAAGGUCAUGUUUUGCUUUAUGAUGAAAGAGCGCAAAGGAGACCUGUUGUAAAAUUUUUCGAGAAAAAAGCAAGUUAUACUUGUAUAGCGACUGCAUACAGAGAGAGACAAUGUCUGGUGGGUACAACAAGAGGAUACAUGCAAUUAUUAGACAUGAGAGCUCCAGGAAAAUGUUUAAAAACCUUCACAACGUUCACAGGUAGUGUCACGAGUAUUGUGUGUGACCCUGUGGAGCCACUUGUCGCAGCCACGAGUCUAGACAGGUUUUUAAGGUUUCAUAAUCUGGAAACUAAAGAACUAGUUUACAAGGGUUAUUUGAAACAAAAUUUGACGAAAAUUUUGAUAAAACCUUUGGUGAAAGAAGAACAAGAUCUUGGUGAAGAAGAUAAAAUUGAAGAACCUGUUGAUGAAGAAUAUGAGGAUAUUUUCAGUAAAAUGGAAACUGUGACCGAGGCGAUUAAGCAGAAACGAAAAUCUGAAUCUGACAAAGGGAUUAAAAAGAAGAAAAAGAAAAUUAAGGAUGAUCAAUGAAUUUUUUGUAUUAUUGUUUUUUAAUAAACGAUUUUUCACA
Molecule: messenger RNA, 1235 nt
Organism: Tribolium castaneum (red flour beetle)
Lineage: Eukaryota; Metazoa; Arthropoda; Insecta; Coleoptera; Tenebrionidae
Product: lethal (2) k09848
Exons: 5
Coding region: 83-1195 (370 amino acids)
Biological process (GO): ribosomal large subunit biogenesis
Cellular component (GO): nucleolus; preribosome, large subunit precursor
Molecular function (GO): protein binding
Source: RefSeq, a predicted model, not a curated record